Molecule: messenger RNA, 924 nt
Organism: Camarhynchus parvulus
Lineage: Eukaryota; Metazoa; Chordata; Aves; Passeriformes; Thraupidae
Gene: C21H1orf50
Product: chromosome 21 C1orf50 homolog
Exons: 4
Coding region: 67-630 (187 amino acids)
Source: RefSeq, a predicted model, not a curated record
ACCGUGCGUGCUGACGUCUCAGCGGAAACCUGUCCACCGGGCGGAAGCCGUGGGUCGUGGCCGUCCAUGGCGGAGGGCGGCUCGGAGCCUGGGGAUCACGGCCCCGGCCCCGGUGCCGGUGCCGGUGCCGGGCUGGCCCUGGUCGAAGGCAGCGUUGGCCGCGCCGGCCGCGUCGGGGACCCCGGUGACCUAGUGGCCCUAGCCCAGCAGGUGCAGCAGGCCAAUGACUUUGUCCGAGCAAAUGCCUGCAGCAAACUGACAGUCAUCGCUGAGCAGAUCCGGCACCUGCAGGAGCAGGCACGGAAGGUCUUAGAUGAAGCUAACAGGGAUGCUGAUCUGAACCACGUGGCCUGCAACCUUGUGAAGAAGCCAGGAAACGUUUACUACAUGUACAGGCGGGAGAGUGGGCAGCGGUAUUUUUCCAUCCUGUCUCCUAAGGAAUGGGGUACCACUCCCCAUGAAUUUCUUGGUGCCUAUAAGCUCCAGCAUGACAUGUCCUGGACUCCAUUUGAGGACAUAGAGAGACGAGAUGCUGAAAUAACUGUCCUGGAGAAGCUGCUGAACCAGCAGGCAGCACUGCCCCUGUGCAUGGAACCCAACUUCCAGGGCCUGACCAAGUCACACAAGUGACCCCACAGGACCCCCUGAGCAGAGUCCCUGAGUGAGGGGACACAGUGCCUGUAUGCUGCCAAAGGCGAGGUGGAAAGAGACCAAGAAACAAAAAUGCUGAUUGUUUUUGUGCUUGAAGGAGACUAAUUCUGCAUUCAGUCUUACUGGAUUUUGUAGUAAUUGAAUAAUUUACUUUACUGACCUAUGCCAAGCUAUACCAGGAGGUGUCAGUUCCAAGAGUGCUUGGAGCAAAAAGCAGAAAUGCUUGGGGUAGAUGUGCUAAUGCUGUAAAAUAAUAUCUCCUAUCUGCCUGGC